CGCAUGCGCAGUGCGUCGUUUUUUUUCCUCCUACAAAGUUAGCGGGAGAACCUUCUAUUCAACCGGAAGAAAGUCGCUCCAUUAUGGCCGGUUCCUCUCCACUCCCCGAGCUGCAGCAGAACAGCACUGAAGACGUGUUGGAGCUGAACAAGGACUUGGAGAGAAUUAUAGAAGCCGUAGAAAAUCUCUCAGUGCAGCUGACGUGGAUGGGCUAUGACAUGGUGGCCCUGCGGACCAGUCCCGAGCUGGGGACCUCGAUGCAGAGACUGGAAGAAGCUUAUGAUGGAUGCCGCUCUAGUAUCUGUGGAUAAACUAAUCAGAUCUGAUUAAGUCUGUUUAAGUUCACAAGACUGUUUCUGUUGUUUAUUCAUUCAGUAAUGCAUAGACUGAUUGUUAGUUGGUGUUAAC
Messenger RNA from Anoplopoma fimbria (sablefish), 408 nucleotides. It is a transcript of the gene syce3, whose product is annotated as synaptonemal complex central element protein 3. Gene Ontology annotation, biological process: reciprocal meiotic recombination; spermatogenesis; synaptonemal complex assembly. The transcript is spliced from 3 exons. The record is from RefSeq and is a predicted model, not a curated record. Bases 84 to 311 code for a protein of 75 amino acids. NCBI's taxonomy places the organism in Eukaryota, Metazoa, Chordata, Actinopteri, Perciformes, Anoplopomatidae.